AACUCAAAUCUCCAUUUUCACAUUGAAAAUAGAAAUGGCUCGCACUAAGCAAACUGCGCGCAAAUCCACAGGAGGCAAGGCUCCGCGUAAGCAGCUGGCCACCAAAGCUGCCAGGAAAUCUGCUCCGGCCACCGGCGGAGUGAAGAAGCCCCACCGCUUCCGUCCUGGUACCGUCGCUCUCCGUGAGAUCCGCAAGUAUCAGAAAUCCACAGAGCUUUUGAUCAGAAAGCUUCCUUUCCAGAGACUUGUUCGUGAGAUAGCUCAGGAUUUCAAGACCGAUCUGAGAUUUCAGAGUUCCGCUGUGGCUGCGCUUCAAGAGGCAGCAGAGGCUUACCUCGUUGGAUUGUUUGAGGAUACCAAUCUCUGUGCUAUUCAUGCCAAGAGAGUCACGAUUAUGCCCAAGGACAUCCAGCUUGCGAGGAGAAUUAGGGGUGAGAGGGCCUAAUUGUCUGGGAAAUAGAUUAGUAAUGCAUAGUAUUUUUGUUUUUCUGAUUUUUCAUUUUAAUGAGAAUGGUGCAAUCAUUUUUAAGUUCA
Messenger RNA from Salvia hispanica, 534 nucleotides. Its product is annotated as histone H3.2. Gene Ontology annotation, molecular function: protein heterodimerization activity; structural constituent of chromatin; DNA binding. NCBI's taxonomy places the organism in Eukaryota, Viridiplantae, Streptophyta, Magnoliopsida, Lamiales, Lamiaceae. The record is from RefSeq and is a predicted model, not a curated record. Gene Ontology annotation, cellular component: nucleosome.